This is a messenger RNA of Seminavis robusta, 2531 nucleotides long. Lineage: Eukaryota; Bacillariophyta; Bacillariophyceae; Naviculales; Naviculaceae. The record is from the annotation of a GenBank genome assembly.
CGUCUUGAUGCAAACAGAAGCAGCUGUUCGGCUACACCGCACCAAUCAGAGCAAAGAGCACAACACCAAUCAGAGCGAGACAUCAAGUUUGAUGGGAAGCUGGGCUUCAUGGCUGCUCCAAUCUUCGGAACUGCCGUAGUAGAUCUAACCGCAUUGGUUUCCACUUGCCCGCCAUCCAUCACCGCCUCCCGAUCAAGCUCACAACUUGACUUGACUUUCAAAAAGCCUUCAACGGAAGUCAUCUCUCUCUCUCGCAACAAACACUCUUUUCUUUUCUAUUUUUCCAUCUGACAAAUCAAUAGGUGACCAUGAAGAUCCAACUCUCUGCUUUGGUGGCCUGGAUGGCCUGUCAAGAGACACUCGCCGCAUUUUCUCCACCACCCAGUAGUCGUCAUGUUAUGCCUAGGACGAACAACAACUUUGUCGUGGUGAGCCACACGGGUGCUCUUUCCAUGAGUGUGGGCAAUUCCACGUCGGAUCCACUACUCCAGCAGAAAGAGCAACCAACAAAGAAACAGAAGGAUAUCGAUCCCAAAUCCUUUGCCAGCAAAAUGGACGCCGAAUUGGACAGUCUCAAUGAAAAGAUCCAGAAAAAGGAAUCCGAAAAGGACCAGCCCGAUAACACCAUGGAUGCCUAUAACCAGGCUCUGCAGAACACCAUGCGCCAAGUGGAUCAAGAGACUACUACCAAGAAGACGACUGCCGGCAAGGGAUUUGGUGCUCCCAAGGCUACGACUACCACAACGGACAAGAAGAAAAAGGACGUGGAUGCCACAUGGGAUGCUAAUUUCGAGGAAUUGAAAAAUUUUCAAGCCGGAGGAGAGUCCAAGAGUAGCAAGACACCUCUCGAGUUGAUCCAAGAGGCCAAAAAAGCCAAGGAAUCCAGCAAAAAACCAGAUGUUGUUGCCGCCAAGCAAGAAAUCAUGACUCCUGCCCAACAAAUGGCUCAGGUCAGUAAGGCCAUGAUGGACGAGAAGAAGAAAAUGGAGCCGCCCAAGAAGGUUGUGGCGUCCACACCUCCUCCGCCAAAGGUUGAGGAACCUAAAAAGGUGGAAAUCCCUGUUGCUAAGAAGACUGUUGUGGAGGAACCAAAAAAGAUGGAACAGCCCAAGAAGGUUGUGGAACCUGUCGCGGCCAAGAAGGUUGUGGCGUCUACGCCUCCUCCACCAAAGAUGGAACUUCCCAAAAAGGUGGAAAUUCCGGUUGUGGAACCUGUUGUGGCCAAGAAGGAAGAAACCGUAGCAUCCAAACUGAAGAAGAUGGGCAUGAAAUUGGAAGCUCCCAAGAUUGACUUCAAGCUGUCGACUGGUUGGGCCUCCAAGAUGACCGAUUCCAUCAUGGAAAGCUUUGCCACCGUUGGUAAGGGUGGAUUCGAAAUGGUCAAGGAAAUUCAGAGCUCCCUCAAUACCACCAUGGUGGAGGACAUGGAUAUUACUUACGAGGAAGCUUUGGAUAAAAUGAGCAACAGUGUUCAAGGAUUUGUCAAGAUUUGUUCCAUUUUGGGAGAUGCCGUCAAGGACGUGGCAGCGGAAAUGAAAAAGAGCAGCCCUGCCAAGAAGAAGAUGCCCAUCCAGCAAACGUUGAAGGAGGAAAAUGUGCAGAAAGUCAUCAAGCGUGCUUCGUUGCGCAUUGAAGAUGCCAUGGUAACCAUGUUGAAGGAAGAGGAAGAAGCAGCAACCCUACCACCAGUGGUGGAGGAGCCUCCCAAGGUUUCCACCGAAACAUGGGGCUCUUACUUGGAUCAGCUACAAGAAAUGAAGGCGAAAAUUUCUCCACCCGUCAAGGAAGAGGAACCCCAAGUGGAAGAACCGGUGUUGCAAGAAAGCGCUCCCGAAAAGCCAACUGUAUUGUUCCAGGACCUCAUGUCCAAGAACGAAAGAGAUGCCAUGAUCACUUCUGUUUUUGAACAAGUGGCUGCCAAUGCCAACAUGCCCGGCGACAAGCUCAAGAAUGCCAUGAAGAAAUUCCAGCGAGAAGUCGGGAAUCGACCCGUCGACUUGGAUGCUACUACUCCAUUGGAGGAAAUUAAAUCCAAGGCGACUUCCGUGUUUGGCAACCUCAAGUCAUCAGCAUCGUCGUUGGCCGAGAACGUUUCGGCCAAAGCCAACGAAUUGCAGAAAACAAAGAAGGCAACACCAAGCAAACCAAAGGUGAAGAAUCCCUUUGCUUCCUUGUUCAACAAGGAAAACAAGUAGAGAAUCGAAUCGAAUCGAGCAAAUGACGACAAUACGCUCUGCCCCGUGUUACUGUAAUGUUUUGUGUGAACACGACAAUCACCAGAGAGAGAAGCCAAGCUAGCAACAUACAAUGGCACCCAAAGAUAGGAUCUAGCCCUUUACAAAGAAAGAAACUGCAUGCAUAGGAAUGACUAAAUGAACAAAGAGGAGUCUACUUGGAAAAUUCGGUUGUGAGAGGUUAAGGAGUUAAAAAAGAGACCACAAGUCAACCGGAUUUUUUGCAGGUAGAUAUGAAAAAAUAGCUAUGCGUGCUUUGCACCACCUUGGUAAACACUAGGAAAAGCAUCACCAAGG